This is a messenger RNA of Cloeon dipterum, 2091 nucleotides long. Its product is annotated as solute carrier family 15 member 4-like. Gene Ontology annotation, cellular component: membrane. The record is from RefSeq and is a predicted model, not a curated record. Gene Ontology annotation, biological process: oligopeptide transport; transmembrane transport. The coding region runs from base 319 to 2001 and encodes 560 amino acids. NCBI's taxonomy places the organism in Eukaryota, Metazoa, Arthropoda, Insecta, Ephemeroptera, Baetidae. Gene Ontology annotation, molecular function: transmembrane transporter activity. The transcript has 6 exons.
UUCCUUGGAAAUCAUCUGGUCUCUAUCAACUUUAAAGUUCAAAACAGAGCAAAAAUAGGCUAAUUCAGGCUAAAUUGACAGAGUGACGUUUAAUUAUUCAGUGUAUUUAUUUAGUUGAAGGGAUUAUUACACAAAUUACCACACUCAACUGUUUUAAUUGUUGUUUGCAUUGUUAAUACAAAUAUUUCAAACAUGACACACGACGACAAGCUCUCUGUUUCUGCGCCGAAAUAGUCAGUGUGUCUGUUUCUUACACAAUGGUUGUGUUGAGAGUAAAACUUUGAUUCCAACGUUCUGAGAGGAAGAGAGUGAAACACGAUGGACAGAGAUGGAUCUCGAAUGUCGCUCCUCUCAGAGAUAAAUCGGAGACUGAGCAACUAUUUCAGCCCAUGGAACAGCCGUUUGACCAUCCUGUCAGGUGGUCUGGUGUUGGCCACGCUUUUCUUGGAGCGCCUGGCGUUUUACUCGGUGUUGACCAACCUGUACAUUUACCUGACCAAGGCCUGGAGCUCCGAUGAGGCCCUUUCGGCCACCCUCCUGCUCACCGGCCUGGCCUACUUUUCGGCCCUGCCGGCUGGGUGGCUGGCGGACGCGGUUGUCGGCCGCUACUGGACAAUCAUCGGAGGACUCUGCUUGUACGUCAUGGCGUACGGUGCAUUAACCACCUUGGCCUUCAACGCACUCGCCUCUGCAGGGUGCUCGGCCGAUUUCUCCGGACAGUGGUGCACGACAUACAUUUACACCAUCAUUGUGGCCAUCGGCCUGGCAGUUGGCACCGUCAAGUCAAACGUACCUGCCUUUGGCGCUGCACAGAUGCGCCAUGGCAACCUGAGAACCUUCUUCAGCUUCUACUACUGGUGCAUCAAUGGAGGAGCACUGUUAGGGGUCGGCUGCAUUGCCUACUGGGAGCAAGUCACCACGAAUGGGUUCCCGGCGGCGUUCGCAGUGGCGACUGGAGUUUUGCUUCUAGCACUCAUGCUCAUGCUGGCAGGAAAAAGAGUGUUCGUCGCUCACAGCCCUUCAGAUGUUUCAGUGAUUAGUGGUCUGGUGCACAUGGUCAAGGAAGGGGUCACCGGCAGAAUCGCAGCUAGAGGACUGGAAAGUCCAACAGAGCCAUACGCACGAGUUACAGUGGAGGGAAGUGAAGAGCUGCUAGAUCCUGUCAAUCGAAACGCAGCUGACAACUCUCCCUGCUGGCUUGACUUUGCCAAAAUCAGGUACGGUGGCAGCCACAGUGACGAGUCUGUCGACGAAGCCAAAAAAAUGGGCCCGGUGCUGUUGUUGCUCGUCUUUAUGAUUCCCUACUGGCUCAUUUUCCUGCAGUCCAACUCUGGGUUCCAAGCCCAAGCGGUCCAUUUAAAAGUGGAUUUGGGAGACUUCAUGUUUCCCACGGCGUGGCUUGGUCUCGUGGACCAAAUUUUUGUUUUGGCACUCAUUCCCAUCGUCAACGGAUUCUUCAUUCCAUUGUUGGAGAGAAUGGGUUUUACCAUCAAGCUCACUGUCAAGAUUUCUAUUGGAUGUGUGAUUGCGGCUUUUUCCAUUCUUGCUGCUGGCGGGCUAGAAACUGCUUCGAUCAGAACUUGGCAAAAUGGGGGGUUUGUGACUCAGCAAAUAGGACACGCCACUUACAACGCAAGCACCGUUUCAAUUUUGUGGCAAGCACCGCAGUAUUGUCUGCUAGGGACGUCGGAAGUAUUUGCAACGAUAGGAAGUCUGGAACUCGCACACACCCUGGCUCCGAGGGCGCUCAAGGGACUAGUCAUGGGCCUCCUCGCUGCUUUUGAAGGAUUAGCCUCGUUUUUUAGCAUCGGCUUAUUGGCAGCGCUUACCCCUGGCUGGAUCCAACCUGACGCAACACAUUUUGAGGGCCACUAUGACUUCUUCUUCUAUCUAUUAGCAGCUCUUCAACUGACUGUUAUACUGCUUUAUUGUAUUGCUAGUUUUGUAAGAAACAAAUGGAGGGGUGCAGCUAAUUAUGAUGAAGACGUUUUGCACUCGUGACUGUGAUAUAACAAGAUUUUUCAGUGCCAAAAAUGUCAAUCCUCUCGCAAUAAAAUCCAAACAUUUGCUAUUAUUUAAUCUAAAGAAAAA